GAGGUCUGCAGCGGGCAGCGAGCCGCACUGCACACCGACUGAACCGGCAGGGGCGAGGCGGCAUCCAUCAUCGCUAUGGGAAUUAAGCGCAGCGUCCUGAGUGAAUCGAGCCCUCAGCCCGCUCCACCCGGAGACACAGAGUAUAAAACUGAGCAGCCCAGAGCCCCGACCAGCUCCCUCUCCUCCGGUGUGCUGAGGAGAACCAUGGUGAUGAUGAUCAGUAACAUCUAGAGAUGAGAAGUGUUACUCAAGCAGACAACUUGGACAAGGACGUUUGCUCGACUCUCAUCCGUGCUCUCUGAUUCAGGAUGAUGUCUGUCAUCCAUGUGUCCGCCGUGCUCCUGUGCACGGUGGUGGCUGACAUCUCAGCCCGAGCUUUGACCACAUCCACCGCAGACGACCAGCCCCUCCUCUCUCCACGCCACUAUCAGCACACAGACCAGGACUCUGGCACCCAGCUGGUCUGUGACAAGUGCCCAGCUGGCACCUACGUCUCCAUCCACUGCUCUCCGACAACAGUGAGGGAGUGCAGCCCCUGCCCCAGUGGCACCUUCACACGGGGCGAGAACGGCGUCCAGCAAUGCCACCGCUGUCGGGCUCCGUGUCCCGCGKGCUUCAUCGAGAAGGCGCCGUGCACGGCCACCCAGGACAGAGUCUGCACCUGUCCGCCCAACACAUUCCUGUUGAAGGGCGGCGGUCUGGAGUGCAAGCCCCACUCCCUGUGCCCGCCGGGGACCCGGGUGAAAAGGCGCGGCAAUGAAAAGGAAGACGUUCUCUGUAAGCCGUGCAUGAAGGGCACGUUUUCUCAGGUGAAAUCCAGUGCCAUGAGUUGCACAAAUCACACAGACUGCAAAGCUCUGGCAAGGCUGCUGUUGACACCAGGGACAAGACAGAUGGAUAACGUGUGUGGACCCCCUUCUGCCACUUUGCCAUCUGUCCCCCCGACCACUCCACUGGGGCCUGCACAGGCUGUGUUUGUUCAGGAGACGAUGAUGUCAUCGGUCUCCCCAUUGUUGAAUGGACAUAAACAUAAAGAUCCCUUGAGCCAGUCAGCAGCCAUUCAACUGAGGAAAGCUGCAGGCGGGGAAGACGGAGGAGCAGAGUUUAUGCUUACCCAUUCUGGCGUCCCCACCCCACCAAAUCAGGAAGUGUCAUGGACUCCCUUGUCGGUGGCUCGAAAGCAAGCCAUGGAUCUCAAGCAAGAAUUGGGCGAGUCUGAUGCUGAUCCUGAGCCUGGGGCAAAUAAACCAAGAAUGGAGGAUCCAGUAGGMCCAGAAGUAGUUAGGGUUGGAACAGGCAUCAGUAACGUAGUUAACUCGGGGAAUGCGGGUGAAGCCUCCAACUACUACAGGCCCAACCGCAGGGGGUCACCAAGGCCGACCAUGCACGAUCAUUUUGACAUCAACGAGCACCUGCCCUGGAUGAUAGUUCUGCUGCUCCUGCUGGUGCUGGUCGUGAUCGUGGUGUGCAGCGUCAAGAGGAGCUCUCGGGUGCUGAAGAAGGGCCCAAUGCAGGACCCAAGCAGCAUCGUGGAGAAGGCAAUUCACAAGAAGACAUCUGGGACUCCAACACAGGCCAGAGAGAAGUGGAUCUACUACUACUCCAAUGGCCAAGGGGUGGACAUCCUGAAGCUGGUGGCAGCCCAGGUGGGCAACCAGUGGGUGGACAUCUAUCAGUCUCUGGCCAAUGCCACUGAACGUGAGGUGGCCGCCUUCUCAAAUGGCUACUCCUCCGAUCACGAGCGAGCGUACGCCGCGCUGCAGCACUGGACCAUCCGAGACAGCGGGGCCAACCUGGCCAAGCUGAUCAACGCCCUGCACCGGCUGCGCCGCAUUGACGUGGUGGAGAAGAUCCGCUGUGUCAUGGAGGACAACCCGCAGUUUGACAUCAACCAGCUGACGACCACUGUGAAUGUAAGCCAAAGCCUCAGCCCCAUCCACAAGCUGCUGGAGUCACCCAGCAGCAUGGCCAGCAGUGGUGGAAGCAACAGCAGCGGCAACAUGUACCGAGCCGGCGGCAUCGGACCCGUCCAAUCGCCCAUGGACCGAACUAAAGGUUUCUUCGCCGACGAAUCAGAACCGCUCCUCCGCUGCGACUCCACGUCGAGCAAAGACUCCGCCCUCAGCAGGAAUGGCUCCUUCAUUACCAAAGAGAAGAAAGACACGGUUCUCCGGCAGGUUCGCCUGGACCCAUGCGACCUUCAGCCGAUCUUCGACGACAUGCUGCACAUCCUGAACCCUGAGGAGCUGCACGUCCUCGAGGAGAUCCCCACCGCUGAGGACAAGCUGGACCGGAUGUUUGAGAUCGCCGGAGUGAAGAGCCAGGAGGCCAGCCAGACGCUGCUGGACUCCGUCUACAGCCACCUGCCCGACCUGUUAUAGUGGAGAGGGUAGGGGGAGAGGGAAAAAUAAAUAAUGAAAAAAAAAGAGAAGAAAAAAAAAGCACACAGAUGUUCAAAGGCAAAGGGAUGGGGUGUAGUUGAGACUUAGUUUGAGUUGAUUUUUUCAAACUGGUGGAGUUGGACUCAUGAAGCCACUAGUGUAACACGGCUCCAGCAGGUUAUUUACCUUUGGUCUGCUCCCUCUGAUGAGUCCGGUCAAUUCUGACCACUCCUUCGUUCCUUCUGUAUAAACCCCCCCCUCUGUCGCAUCACAGGACCACCGGUGAUGCUAACCGUGAGGCUCCAAGGCCUUCUGGGUUUUAAAGAGUUGAGUCCAAACGGCGUGAAUUAUGUACAGACUCCACUCAACUAGCACUUUAUUUAUCUGAAACGGCCAACGCCUUCUUGUUUAAAGGACAAUACCGGUGUUUUUUCUUGUUUGUGCCAAUCAUUUAGGCUCUUCUUGCCUUUACUAAUAUUUCAGUGUAAAAGUCAUAUUUAUUAUUAACACAACAGGCAAUGGUAUAUAAGCUAUAACUCUAAACAACACUGGUAUUAUUCUUUGAUUAAGGUUCUUGUAAAUCAAACGGAUUGGGCUGAUUUCUGAGUCGUGUGCCUAAACCUGUUCCCUUCCACAGAUCCUCGCUUUGUUUCCUUCCUGCUGCCUGAUCCUGAGGGGGGAUGGGUGGUUUUUGGUAGCUUGUGACCACCAGCAGGUAGUAGCAUCAUUUCAACAGUCUGACACCAAGUGCAUCGAUUAAAAUGACUCGAGACUGAAGGACUGCAGUGCCUCAUAAAGCACCUCAGGCUUUUCCACAUUCGGUCAUAUUGCUACCACAAACCCUAUGUUCUUUCAAUGGGAUUUUAUAUUAAAGGCCAAACUCAAAGUAGGGUAUUGCUAUGAGGUGAAUGGAAGAAUAUACAAAUCAAAAUUUGAAAAGCAUAGUUUGCUGUUCUGUUGAAUUUUCUGACCCGGCCACGUGUGGGCAGAUUUUUUUUACCUCCUCCGGCAGUCUUAACAGAUGGGAUCAUUUGGACCACACAUGUGUUUUACGAGGUUUUCUUGGUGUGGUUUCUGGAAUUGACGGUCUGAUGGCACAACAGCCCACCUCCCUACGCUUCAUCGCUGUCUGACCGUCACAUUUACCACACUCCUCAAAGUCCAGACCUACAUCCAGUCGAACAUCUCCAGCUCCACUUCAAAUUAUAUUUUGAGACACACUCUCCUUCCAACAGGCAGAACCUUUUCAGUUUUUAGAUGUGAAAAGUAACCGCAAAAGCAAAGAACGACCAUAAAAUCCCAGAAAAAUGCAUCACAGGUUCUGGUUGUAAGGUGACAAAUUGCUACAAAGCUCAGAGGAUAUCAAUACUUAAACAUUAUUUUAGUUCACCUGCCAGUAGAAGAAAUGCCCCCCCCCCCAGUGCAGCGCUGAGAAAGCGUUCCUGAUCCAUUUUUCAUUUCAGAGCUUCCUGGCAGCAUCAAGGGAAAUAACUCAGUCCAAUUUUCUAGAUGUUUUAUGUUCUUGAUAUUCCAAUGUAAUACUCAUGCACUAAUGGUAAUUUCUGUAUGUGCUUUUGUUUUGUUUUGUUUUCCAUACUCACUUUGAUUUACUAUUAUUAGUUAUUGUAGCAUGUGGGUUUCUCUGUCCUGGGCAUUCGUAUGUUUUUGACCCCCUCCAUCCCUGGCUGGGCUGUAACAUAUGCAUACUCUGUACUCUACUUGAAGUCUGUUACUUGAGCUCACCAAUGAACAGAGUGCAGUCUACCGAUUCCUUUCACCUUAAACAGUUUGCAAAAGCAUCUUGAACCUCAUAAACCCCCUCCGUCUUCAACGCAUCACGGAACAAGGAGGCGACGUUCUGCCAGAACCUCUGUGGUGUGGACUCUCGCCUUUUGGCCUGGCAGUAGAGAACUAGGACAUGAUGGAAGGAGAACGGCUGCUUCAGGUACUGCAGCUUGGAUGGAUGUGUCUGAAGACGGCGCUGCUGUGGACUGCAGACAGGAUGAAGGCGGGGAGGAAGUGUGAAGUGGCUCUACACUGCGCUGUGGGGUAGAAGUGACCUGUGGGGUACAAGUGGAGUGGACGUGUCUGAGGAGAUGAUUUAAUCAAAUUCACAACUCAAAUGUAACCAGUAUGUUUACUCUUCAGAUUAACUAAAUAAAGCUGAUUUUUUUUUUCUUUUUCA
Poecilia reticulata (guppy) is the source of this 4566-nucleotide messenger RNA. It is a transcript of the gene tnfrsf21, whose product is annotated as tumor necrosis factor receptor superfamily, member 21. The record is from RefSeq and is a predicted model, not a curated record. NCBI's taxonomy places the organism in Eukaryota, Metazoa, Chordata, Actinopteri, Cyprinodontiformes, Poeciliidae. Gene Ontology annotation, cellular component: plasma membrane. Gene Ontology annotation, biological process: negative regulation of B cell proliferation; adaptive immune response; oligodendrocyte apoptotic process. Gene Ontology annotation, molecular function: protein binding.